This is a messenger RNA of Zonotrichia albicollis (white-throated sparrow), 5519 nucleotides long. The record is from RefSeq and is a predicted model, not a curated record. NCBI's taxonomy places the organism in Eukaryota, Metazoa, Chordata, Aves, Passeriformes, Passerellidae.
UCCUGCCCUCCCAAACGUGGACAAACCAGUCUCUCCAGCCACAGACACCACAUGAGAGAGCUGUGGUCGCCCUCGUGUCUACCUGCCAUCCUUUCCCUGCUCCAGGCAGGGAGCUCUGUCUCCUGCAUCCAACCAAGGCACCUCGUGACCAGGGUCAGCCACUCCACCUGCUCUCGCCUUGGUUCUCCUCCACUUCAAAUGGCAAUAACCCAUCUCCAGGGUGCUCUGAAGCCAAGUUCAUUAGUGCCUGGCUUUGUUAAUUGCUUUGAGCAGGGCCGGACAGACAGAGACUCAUUAGGGGAAUUGCCCUGUUACCUGCUCAGCAGUGGGGAGGGAGGAGGUGAACUUGCCUGUGAGACUGAAAGCCAGUGCUGGGCUCAGUGAGGCCACAGGGGUCCUGAGCUGGAGGAGAAAUCCUCAACCCCUUCAUAUACAUGGGGAAUUAAUGGGGAUGGUCUUAAUUUCAUCUGUUUGGUUGGGGCUAAAACAAAGAGGCCCAAAGAAAGUGCUGGAUCUGAAUGGGUGUGCAAAGAUAGGGCUCAAUUCGGGCUCUUGAUGCCAAGUAGAGCCUGUGGCAUCUUCUCAAACUGCACCGUGGCUGAGGGGCUAAAUCAGUUCUCAGUCCUACCUGUGCCAGACAAGAAGUGUGGGGAUGGCCAAAUCCUCAGGUGGUGCAUGGGGAGUUAGCAGCAGCAAAGGCUGAAGGAGAUGGGAGACCACACAUCUGGAGCUGGCAUGGAAGAAGGUCUCUCUUCACCUAUCCACCAGCUUUCUGGACUUAAAUCUUGUGUUUUAUGGACUAGCCAUGUGAAAGGAUGGUGCUUCCAGCCACAUUCCCUGCUGCAGUGGGGCAGUGGAGGUUAUCACACCUGGUCUGAGGUUUGGCCAGUAACUCCUGACCUGCCAGAAUCCUGGUUUUACCUGUUUUCCUCUUGGCUGAUACCAGUCCAAGCUUCUGCCCAAAUCAAACCUGGGUUUUCCAGAUACUCACGCUCCCUAUUUUAGUUACAUGUGUGGAAGAGAAGACCCAGCUAUCUGCCAAAGCCAUCAGCCUGCAAGAACCACAGGAACUCAUGUGCUCUCCCUGCUGAUCUUGCUGGUUUUGUCAAGAAAAGCAGUCCUGGCUGCAGAGGACGUCUGGUGCUCACAGGAGGGACAAAGCAGAUCCAAAACUGUAGCAUCGUGGCCGCCCAGAGAACGCUGGAUCCAGUCUGGUCACCCAAACACCGCCUGCCUGCAGCUUCUGAGCAGGGCUCAGACAAAAGAAAACCCAUCCAAACUGUGGGUUUAUGUUUGUUUUCCACGCUCCACCAUUGAAAUUCCAUGUGAAAGAUUUACAAGUCCCUGGAGGGGAGCAGGGACUGCAGCCGAGAGCCCGGUGUUUUGCCAUCUCUGCUGUGCGCUGGAGUGAGCCGGGGCAGCUCCGGAGGACGCUGGACAGGUUUUCGAAUAAUCCCAGGAAAAGAGUUAACCAGAGCCUCUGCCUUAGUCUACAUCCACUGCAAAGCACAUGGGGCCAAAGUCUGUCUUUCCUGACACCCCUGGAAAUUGCUUGGAUUGGAAGCUUGGAAAACUACUACCACUUUCACCACAGCAAGACGUUUAAACGCUCCACACUGAGCAGCCGGGGACCGCACAACUUCCUCCGCAUGGACCCCAAGGUGGACUGGCUGCAGCAGCAGGAGGUGAAGAGGAGGGUGAAGAGGCAGGCCCGAGGGGAGCCACACGCCCUGCCCUUCAAUGACCCGGUGUGGCCCAACAUGUGGUACCUGCACUGCGGUGAUAAAAACAGCCGGUGCAGGUCGGAGAUGAACAUCCUGGCAGCCUGGCAGAGGGGCUACACGGGCAAGAACGUGGUGGUCACCAUCCUGGAUGACGGCAUAGAGAGGAACCACCCCGACCUCCUGCAGAACUACGACCCUCUUGCAAGCUAUGAUGUUAAUGGGAAUGACCACGACCCCACUCCACGCUACGAUGCCAGCAAUGAGAACAAGCAUUCGUAUGUUAGAUGGAGAUGUAACAGAUGUUGUUGAAGCGAAGUCGCUUGGCAUCAGACCCGAUUACAUUGACAUUUACAGCGCGAGCUGGGGGCCAGAUGAUGAUGGGAAGACAGUUGAUGGACCUGGUCUAUUGGCCAAACAGGCUUUUGAGCAAGGCAUUAAAAAGGGUCGCCGGGGACUGGGAUCCAUUUUCGUCUGGGCGUCGGGGAACGGCGGCAGAGAGGGCGACUACUGCUCCUGUGAUGGCUACACCAACAGCAUCUACACCAUCUCCAUCAGCAGCACCACUGAGAAUGGCUACAAGCCCUGGUACCUGGAGGAAUGUGCCUCCACCCUCGCCACCACCUACAGCAGCGGCGCGUUUUAUGAGCGGAAAAUUGUGACCACGGAUCUCCGGCACCGCUGCACCGACGGCCACACCGGCACCUCCGUGUCCGCCCCCAUGGUCGCUGGCAUCAUCGCCUUGGCCUUGGAGGCAAACCCCCUGCUCACCUGGAGGGAUGUCCAGCACCUGCUGGUCAAAACCUCACGGCCGGGGCACCUGCGAGCGCCCGACUGGAAAACCAACGGAGCAGGGCAUAAAGUUAGCCAUCUAUAUGGCUUUGGGCUGGUGGAUGCUGACGCUAUUGUGGUGGAAGCUAAGAAGUGGAGGAUGGUCCCUCCCCAGCACGUCUGCGUGGGAAGCCUGGACAGGGUGCCCAAGUACAUCCGAGCUGAGCACGUGCUGCGGGCCAGCACCCUGAGCAGCGCCUGCGCCGAGCAGCGUGACCGGCAUGUGCUGUACCUGGAGCACGUCGUGGUGCGGCUCAGCAUCGCCCACCCGCGCCGCGGGGACCUCCAGAUCAGCCUCAUCUCCCCGGCCGGGACACGGUCACAGCUCCUGGCCAGGAGGGUGUUUGACCACUCCAAUGAAGGCUUCAAGGGCUGGGAGUUCAUGACCGUGCACUGCUGGGGGGAGCGGGCGGCGGGGGAGUGGACCCUGGAGAUCCACGACACGCCAUCCCAAGUGCGCAACCCCGCCGUGCAAGGGAAGCUGAAGGAGUGGAGCCUCAUCUUCUACGGGACAGGCGAGCACCCCUACACUGCCCUGAGUGGGCCGCAGGCCCGGGGCAGGUCCCUGGAGGUGCCAACGUCGGAGAUGGAGCCGUCCAGAGCCGCCUUCCUGCAGAGCCAGGUGGAGGUGGUAGAGGAGGAGGAGGAGUACGCGGGUCCGUGCCACCCUGAGUGUGGUGACCAGGGCUGUGAUGGCCCCAAUGCUGACCAGUGCUUGAACUGCAUCCACUACAGCCUGGGCAGUGUGAAAACUGGCAGGAUGUGUGUGAGCUCGUGCCCCGCUGGGUUCUUCGGGGACAACGGUGCCCGGAGGUGCCGGCGGUGCCACAAGGGCUGCGAGCGCUGCGUCGGGAGGGGACCCAGCCAGUGCACGGCCUGCAAGAGGAACCUCUACCACCACCCCGAGAUGGGCACCUGCGUGCUGCUCUGUCCUCCCGGCUUCUACGCCGAGGAACGUCAGAAACGCUGUCUGAAAUGUCAUCAAAGCUGUAAAAAAUGUGCCGGCGAAGCAGACAAAUGUACUGCAUGCAAAGAGGGAUUCAGCCUGGCAGGGGAGAGCUGUGUGCCAGAGUGCCAGCCUGCCAUGUACCUCAGCCGGGAGCCCUGGCGGUGUGAGACCUGCCCUGCCAGCACAGGGCCAGGUGAGGAGGACUGCACCCCUUGCACCCCCGAGGGCCCUGCACCCCACUGGCGCUGUGUCCCUGCCUGCCGUGAGGGUUUCUACCCCGCCGACAGCCACGGGCUGCCCAACAAAGUCUGCAAGAGGUGUGAUGACCACUGCUCAGCCUGCGAGGGCUCCAGUGGAAACUGCCUCAGGUGUAAGGAAGGUUACAGCCUCCUCGGUGGCUCCUGUGUGACAAAUGAAACCUGUACCAAUGCUGACAAGACUUUCUGUGAGAUGGUGAAAUCAAACAAGCUCUGUGAAAAGAAGCUGUUUGUGCAGUUCUGCUGUCAGACGUGUCUUAUGGCCGGGUAAAGUUCAGCGGCUGCAUCCAUCCAGGACUUCCACUGACUGCCAGCCCAGUUUUGCCAAAUGUUUAGGACAAAAGUUUAUUUUUUCAGCUUUGGGAGAGUUUACAUGGUGCUGUCAAGCAUUUGCUCGUAAGUUUGAUAGCUUUAAUAUCACUGUCGGCGCGUUUCUAUAGCAAUAUGUUAAGCAGAGAUUGGAGCGUACCCUGAGUGAUCAAGGCCUGGAAGCAGCAGACAAGUGGUGAUAUUAACACUCUCAAACACUCCUGGUGAGCAGGGACCAAUGCAUGAUCCAUGUACACACACUUGGUUCUUCGCAGGAACCCUACUGAUCCGCCCGCCCCGAGCGGCCACCCUGCAGUGCCAGCGCCGUGCUCUGUACAUAGGUAAACGAUGAACCAGGUGGCUCUGGAGCAGGGCCACGGCCCACUCCGCCUCUCCUGUUCGGAUUCCGUCGCUCACCGCUUCCCUCUGGCCGUGGCAAUGACUGGAGGUUUGAGGACCAAAGCCAGAGCUGCCCCUCGUGGCUCUGCAGGUGUGCCAGCCCAGCAGGGCUCUGCCCUGCGGGUGACUGCAGCCAGGCAAACCCCGUGUGUGUGCCUACAAGGAGUCGUAGGGUUUUGGGGGGGUUGUCCACACGGACCAGCCUUACCACAAAAUGUAUUUCCCUCCUGGAACUGCUUGUACAUUGCUGAUCAAGUCAGUUCUGGAACAAGGUAAAUCCUUCCUCUAAAUGAGAUGUUGUCCCAGUUAAUCUUUCUUGGCAUUUUGCAUUACGAUCCUCCCCCUGUUUCGCUGGGUACACCCCUCUCUCUCAGACAAAAUCCUCCUGUUCCAAUGGCAGUGAUUUUUCUUGGGCAUCUAUUUCCCAAAUGAUACAUUCCAGGGAUCCAGCCAGGAAACUUAAUUCUGCAAAACCCUUCCCCAAAACAAAUCUUUUCAUGCUCUCUCUUAAUAGUAAGUCGUGGUGUUUAUAUAAUUGUGUUUAAAAUAUCCUUGGCUAUGUUGUUUUACAGAUUUUUAAAAAAUAACUUAUACAAUCCUUUGUUUUUUUUCUCUGUGGACUGUUUUUUAUAUGGGAGUGGGGUAUCUUUUUGUGUCUUAUUCCUUCUCAUUUUCUCCUCUCUGACCCUGCAAAGCCACUCUUUGCACCAGACAUAUGUAAACACUCUUUCCUACGCUGCAUGUUCUGAUUUUCAUUGUUAAUAGUUUUAAUGAGUUAAACCUUUCUCCAGUGAACUUCCCAGUAUGAAUUGUCACCAGUUCCACAGGGAGCUGGGAUAAUUCCUGCUUGGUUUCGGCUGCAACGACACCUGCCCUGCCUGGGCUUGCCCACGAGAGCUCACCUCAGCCAGGUGAGAAGGGGAAAGCCACACUGUCUCCAGCCCUCACCUGCCUGGACCAAAUCCAAGGAAAGAUGGAGCUUUGGUGAACUGAUCUUUAAGUUAAUAAACUAUUGAUCUUCCCUGACAAAUGAAUCUGUGCUUUUUCCAAAUU